This is a messenger RNA of Eriocheir sinensis (Chinese mitten crab), 1728 nucleotides long. Its product is annotated as exosome complex component RRP40-like. Lineage: Eukaryota; Metazoa; Arthropoda; Malacostraca; Decapoda; Varunidae. Gene Ontology annotation, cellular component: nuclear exosome (RNase complex); cytoplasmic exosome (RNase complex). Gene Ontology annotation, molecular function: RNA binding. The record is from RefSeq and is a predicted model, not a curated record. The transcript is spliced from 3 exons. The coding region runs from base 236 to 961 and encodes 241 amino acids. Gene Ontology annotation, biological process: TRAMP-dependent tRNA surveillance pathway; CUT catabolic process; U4 snRNA 3'-end processing.
CACCUGUGACAUCAAGAUCAAGCUAGUAUGUUUACCUUCGCUGGACACGUGUGACAGGUGAGAGCCGUGCCAUUAUUAGGUGUUACAGCUUGUAGUUGUGCCUUACUCAUUGCACGUGGGAGUUCCCUGAAGGACCUGGAUUCUUAUUAGCACCUGUUCAAGCCUGAGUCAAGGAUCCAAGAGGCUGAGCUGAGGGACGGGAGGACAAGUUGAUGAACGCAGCCGUCACCACACGAUGAGACCGGGGGUGAUGCUCGGGGGCCAGGAGUGGGUGCGGGUGGUGCUGCCAGGGGACGAGGUGGUCCCCUAUGACCCAGAGACCAGCAGCGAGCGCAUUGUUCUUGGGCCUGGCCUGCGCUGGGAGGAUGGGAUGGUGCGCGUGGCCAAGGCCGGACUCCUGAAGAAGGUGUCGCGCGACCUGUACUUCGUGGACACCCACCAGAAGCGCUACGUACCACAGCGCCGGGAGUACGUCAUCGGCAUUGUGGUCAAGAAGAUGGGAGACCUGUACAAGGUGGACAUUGGCGCCAGUGAGCCCGCCACCAUGUCCUUCCUGUCCUUCGAGAACGCGUCCAAGAAAACCAAGCAGGACCUGAGCCUCGGGGACUUGAUCUACGGGCAGCUCAUCGUCGCUAACAAACACAUGGAGGCCGAGCUGGUCUGCAUUGACGCGUACGACCGAGCGAUGGGCAUGGGGGUCCUUCCUGCCGGGGGGGUCAUGUUCAACAUCUCCCUACACAUCGCCAGGCAGCUCAUCAAUCCCCAUAAUCCGUUCCUCCUGACCCUGGCGGCGAAGGUGAAGUACACGAUCGUGGUGGGCAUGAACGGCCGCGUGUGGGUGAAGGCGGCCAAGCAGAGGGACAUGGUGGCCCUCAUGAACUGUGUCCUGAUGCUGGAACACAUGACCCCAGAACAGGCCGAGGACAAGGCGCUCUGGCUGAUGGAGGCUCUCAUGGUCUGAAAGAGGAUGUGGUGUUGGUUAUGGUGGAGUGACAAGUAUUUUCAGGUGUGUUUGGCUCUCACAGAUAUUUCCCAGGGCCACAAAGAGGAUUAAUUGGGUAAUGUAACAAUGCUGAGUGCUUCCUCUGUGGACAUGAAGGUAAAGUUGACCCCCUCACACUCAUGGUACUAUCUGGAGACACUUAUUCAACCCACAGUGGCACUUGCAGUAUAUAUAUAUACGUCAGAGAAACUACAAUAAUGCAGUGAAAAAAUCUCGUAACAUAACCUGUGUGUGCUAGGGGAUUGAAGUGUCAGGGGACUUCUACUCAGAAGGCCCAGGUUCGAUCCCUUGGCACUCAGUGGUGUUAUAUUACAGGCUUUUUUUCACUAUGUUAUUGCAGUCUCUAAUGUGUACAUGCACCGUAUGUGACAUUGUGGGUUGAUCAAAAGCAUCUCCAGCUACCUUGAGUUUAAGUGGUGGUACCUUCCCUUUCAUGGUGUGUCAGGUGCAGGCACGGGGGAGGGGGUGACGAUGCUCAUAAUGCUACCUAGUAAAAAGUGGCAAGUGAAAUAUCAUGUGGAGGAACUGUGAGUGGAAUGAACAGUGGAAACAUGACAGGAGUUAUGAACCAUGUCACUGCUGCACACCAAACUAAUGGAGUGCUGGAACAGACUCAACAGUGGCCCAAGCAAGGGACCAAAUCAUGUAGGACUCGCUGACAAGCCUACACACAAACAGACAACAUAUAAAGCUAAUGUAUAAAACAGUAAACACCCAGAUUUCAA